Molecule: messenger RNA, 5354 nt
Organism: Scomber japonicus (chub mackerel)
Lineage: Eukaryota; Metazoa; Chordata; Actinopteri; Scombriformes; Scombridae
Product: centrosomal protein of 164 kDa-like
Exons: 28
Coding region: 156-4229 (1357 amino acids)
Molecular function (GO): protein binding
Source: RefSeq, a predicted model, not a curated record
AAACGGGAGGAAGCGUCCUUGGAGAUGUUGUUAGUACUACAAACUUUCGCAUCUUUCUCCCCUCUGCGGACACAAUGUCUGCGCUAAACAAGUGACAACCCGUCUAUAUUGCCGCAGAGGCGUGCGAGAAAGCGAUUCAAAGUUUGUAAGUAACCAUGACCGCAACUACUCUCAUUGGAGACCAGUUGAUCCUUGAAGAGGACUACGAUGAGAACUAUAUACCCUCUGAACAAGAAAUCCAAGAGUACGCAAGGGAAAUUGGCAUUGAUCCCGACAGUGAGCCGGAGCUCCUGUGGCUGGCCAGGGAGGGCAUCGUUGCCCCUCUGCCUCCUGAGUGGAAACCUUGCCAGGAUGUGACAGGCGACAUCUACUACUUCAACUUCUCCUCGGGCCAGUCCACCUGGGAUCACCCCUGCGACGAGCACUACCGCCGCCUGGUGGCCCAGGAGCGCGAGCGCACCCAGCUCACUGCUACCGCAGGAGUCUCUGGGCCGAAGAAGGACAAGGAAAAGAAGAAAAAGAAAGAAAAGAAGGAGAAAAAGGAAAAAAAGAAGAAGGAACCGCUUAAGACUCCUGGAGUGCUGAGUUCACCCUUGGGACCCUUACCAUCUCCACUGGGCAGCCUGGCUCCUCUCAGAGGUCUGGAUGCUCCUGGCAUUGGCCCACUACCUGGAGCUGUCCCUCCUCUGCGUGGCUCUCUUGGUAGCUCCGGGGGUUUGGAGCCCCUCAAGACAUCCCUAGGAGGUCCUCGGAGUAGUGGAGCAUCUAGCGUUUUAGGCAGCAGGCAGGAAGAGAGGGUGUCUCUCAGUGUGCCGUGCUUUGACGAUGACAACGAUGAAGACAAAAUCUCAGAAAAUGAGCCAAGUCCUCGUGGUCCAGACAGACUACUGAAGAACCUCCAUCUGGACCUGGAUGACCUUGGAGGAGGCCUACAAUAUGAGGACAGUGAAGUCAGUGGUGUAGCUCCAGCAGAGGAGAGGACUGAGCCAGAGCUGCAGGACUUGGCUCUGUCCGGAGACCACAGCCCUGAACCACCAUCCCAACAGGACUCUCUGAGGGGCCGCCACCUCCGCCUGUCCCCGCUGGCGGGCGGCUUAAACCGCGUCAGCGAGGAAGAGGCUGACGCUGUCACCGCUGAACCCGAACAGUCUGCUGAACAGGAGGAGUCUGAGGCUUCAUCCUCCAUAGAUGUCAAGCUGUCGGAGAAGGUUCUGGGCCUCAAUGACUUGUCCGGCACUGUCAGUCCGCUGGAGAAAUAUGACAAAGAGGAAACAAUAGAAGAAGAGGUGAAUGAUGAGGCGGCAAAGAAAAAGACGACUGAUGCCGCCAAGAGACACAUGAAGGCUGCAGACAAAGACAACCUUCCAGCUCCAAAAGUGGAGCGGCUCGUCCUCCACCAGUCCAGCCCGUCGCCCACCUUCUCCAGCCACUCCCACUCAGAUCGAGGUGUCGGGCUCCAUCCAAUAGCACAAAGCGUUGGCGCAUCUCUGGGUAUACAGAGACCCGAAACGUCCAGAGGUCGGCUGGUCCGCUCCUCCAACACCCAGCACAAAGAUGCUGAACCCUACAUAGAAAAUCACGAGAGCUCACUAGAAGAAGAACCCAGCUGGAGAACCCGGAAAGACAGGGAGAAGAAGGAGAAGAAGAUGGAAGAAGAGGAGGAGGAGAGAAAGAGGACGGAAAGAGAGGAGUGGAGCCUGAGGGAGAGGAAUGAGGAGAAAGAGAGGGAGAGAAAGAAGGCAGAUCGGGAGGUGGAGGAAGAGAGGGAGCGAUUGUUAAGGGAGAAGGAAAGGAGGAUGCGUCUCCUACGGGAGGAGCUCAGGAGAGAUGAAGAGGAGGAGGAGAAGCAGCUGAAGGAGGAGAGUGAUAAAAGAUUGCGGGAUCUGCAGCAGCGUCUCCUGUCUAAGAGGAAAGAGGAGGAGGCCAGGUUGAAGGAGGACUCUGAUAGGAUGCUGGAGGAACUCAGAGAGUCUGUGCAGGAGGAGAGAGAGAAGCAGCAGCACGGACUCAGGGAGGAGAGUGAAGCCACGCUAAAGGAGUUCCGCAUCACGCUGGAAGAGGAGCGGGCAGCGCAGCGCGAUAGGCUGGAGGCUCAGAAUAGGCGGGACAUUGAACAUCUGAUGGCGGAGUCGGAAGAGGAGCUGCAAGCGGAGAGGAGGAGACUCAAGGCAGAGAGGGAGGAGAAAGUGAACUCUCUAAAACAGGAGUUCAAAAGUGCAGAGAGGAGGAGGGAGCUGAUGAGCCCACGACCCGAACAGCAACUGGCAGAGUACCACCGAGAGCUGGGCGACGUGCUCCAGGAAGUGCGGGCGGAAGUGCAGCGUGACCAUGAGAGGAAGCUGGAGCAGUUGAGGGAGGACCACAGGAGAGAGAUGAACAGUAUCAGAGAGAAAUACCUGGAUGAGGAGACCGCUCAGAGGGAGCGCUUGCUUUCUACUCUGCAGGAGGACAGAGAGCGUCUCCAGACCUCACACGCUGUCCAACUGGAGAAACUCCGCUUGCAGCUCGACACACAGAUACAAAAGACACAGCUAACACACUCACGCAAGGAGUCAGAACUUCAGGAUAUGGCAGAUCAGUUACAGCUGAGAGCCAAAGAGCUGAAGAGCCAAGAGGCCAUGCUGCAGACUAAGGCAGCAGAUCUAAAGAGGAGGAGGAAGAAGCUCGGGGACGAAGAGGAGGAAAUGGACAGACAGAUAGAGGCUCUACCCCGUUUGAUCCAGGACAGAGAAGAGCUGAAGGAGGAGCUGGAGAGGAUGAGGGAGGACAAAGCUCACGCCCGAGAACUCAUCCACAAAGCGAGGGAGGAGAGGAGCGAGGCCAGGCAGCAGGAGGAGCGGCUGAGGGAGGAGAGAGACAAAGCCAGAGAAGAGAGCAGGAGGGCGAAGGAGGACAAGGAGCAGCUGGAGAGCAAGCUGGCGCUUCUGCACGAGAGAUGCGACCGCCUCAAUCGCAGAAUCAGCGAGCUGGAAGAGGACGCAGGAGGGAGCGCUUCCCUGAGACAAGAACCUAAACACAGCAAAAAGAAGGCUGAGAAGACCGAGGUGACAGCGCCCCCCAGUGACCGGAGAGACUCAUCGCUGCAUGUGGACGACCUGGAGGAACUGCCGUCCUCCCCUGUACCUGACAGCCACAGCAGCAUGGAUGAGUUCCGGCGUUUCAUCUCCUCACACGGCGCGUCCAUCCAGAAGACCAAACUCUUCCUGGAGAGGGAGACCAGCCGACUGAUGGAGAGACAGGUGGCUCUGCGUGCGGCCCAGACCAGCUCCUCCCAGAACCCCAUCCGAAGAGAAGGGGUGACUGAGGAGAUGAUUAGGAACUUCCAGCAGGAGGCCAGAAACGUGGCGGAGCUGCAGCAGACGGUUCAGACAGGAAACACUCUGCUGCGGAGGAAAGAGGAGCAACUUCAGCAGCUGGAGAGUUCUAUAGCUGACGAGCCGCUGUUUGAGGAUCUGUCUCGGCUGGCGGGAGACAGGAAAGUGACCUUUGAUGUGACAGACUCAGACCUCAGCAGCACUGCCGAUCCACCAGAUGGGACAGGAGGACAUCCCACCGUCCCGGCCAAAGUCCAGGAGUUAGCGGAGUCCCUGCAGCAGAUCUCAGGCCAGCUCAACACUGUGUUGGGUGCGUUGGGUUCGCUGGCUCAGAGGCAGAGCACCACACCUUACACAGCCUUCACUCUGCCUCUAUCUCAGCCUCAACCCACACCUGCUCCCACCUCCACCACCUUCACCUCUGCCCCCAUCCUGCCCCAUAUUCACGCCUUCGGCUCCACCUCCGUACCCACGCCUCUUGCACCGAGGCUCUCGGAGCCCCCCUGGAACUGGGCACCUCAGGGCAGCUCCUCAGCCCCCCCUCUCUUCAGCACCCCCAUCACCAGUGGGCUGUGGACCUCUGAGGACAUCGUCAGCAGCAGCAGAUGGAACCAGAUAUUCCCCAGAGCACCCGUGGAUCCAGUCGCCUCCAGCACCAUGAGAGCCACCUCAUCUUACUCAUCAUACAUUCCUGCUAGUGAUCCAGGCCGUAGUCUGCACUCCAUGCAGAAAUCAGCAGAGGUGGACAGCCAGAGACUGCAGGGGCUGAUUGACGGCAACAAGAAGUGGCUGGAGAUGCGCAAGAAAGACGCCAGCAUACCUCUGUUCACUCGCUAUCGGCCUCCAUCCACCAAGAGCGGCUUGGUUCAGCUGGGCCUGGACGAUAACAACCAGAUCAGAGUUUAUCAUUACUGAGGACACGAUGCACAUUUCAACCCGACUGUACUGUACCUAUCACUGAGGACUUUAGAGCAUGCACAGCGCUGUGACGUUUACACACGGAGGGCCACGUGUCAGAGUUCUGUACCUACUCUGAUUCAUUCUCCUGGUUUUUUUUUUCAUUCAGAGCAAAGGUUUUCAGGGAAAUCCCGGUCUCCUCUGCUGUGAUUGGAGGAGGAGCAGACCGCACAGGACUUUGCAAAUCAGGGAGCCACAUGUCACAGAGGGCUGAGGACUUUUAUCCUCCAGUGUUAGAUUAGGCUGUGAGAAAAGACAGAAAUUGUUUUAAAGCACUUCAGUGUCACGUUUACAGAUUAUAGCUCCACGCCAGACUCGGACCAAACUAUUUGUUCAGUGGUUUAGUUUGAUGUCAGAUAGAAGGAUUCCUCUUAUUGAGUGUUAUAAGACAUUUAGACAAUCUCAGUGAAUUAAGGUUUUCAAUAACUAAAGAGUAUCCACCUCCCUUAAAAGUAUUCAUGAUUUAUUGUCUUGCAAAACUGAGCCAUGAGAGUUUGAAUGUGGCAUGUGUUUUAUAUUUGUAUUAAAUGUAGAUCACACUGCAGUGAUCUGUUUUUAUUAGACAUUCACUUUGAUAAGCAUCUAAAAAUCCACGUACUGUGACUCAGUGUUGUCAGUGAAACAUGAAAACUAAUAAGGGGGUGCAUACUUUUUAUAAGCACUGUAUUCUUCUAACUUUCCCUAUACUGAACACUCCAAACACCAUCUGAUUUAUCAUUGAUGUUGUGAAUUUCAUCCUUUUGGUGCUCUAGACAGGAUAUAACACUAAGAAGCACUUUGCAGCCGCACUUAGGUCAAACUUAUUUCCAUUACAGGUUACAUAUGUGUUUAAGUCACUGAGUUUUUAAGCUACAUGUAUGUGAACUGUGAUUUCUGAAAUAAUUCCUAGUUUUUUGUUUUAGUCUUUCAGAAACAGAUAUCAAUGUGCUUUUGCUUUUACAUUAAUUUCUUUCUCAUAUUCCCUCUAACACAGAUACAGAGCAGUAGUAGUGAGCUGUUUACUAGGGUUUUGUUCAUAUAAAUAUUUGUGUAAAUAAUGUAUUUUUCUAUAAAAUAUUUUAAUAAAUAUAAUUUUAUACAUAG